This is a messenger RNA of Polypterus senegalus (gray bichir), 2570 nucleotides long. RefSeq names its product cytosolic phospholipase A2 gamma-like. The record is from RefSeq and is a predicted model, not a curated record. The coding region runs from base 177 to 1715 and encodes 512 amino acids. Gene Ontology annotation, biological process: glycerophospholipid catabolic process. The transcript has 15 exons. Gene Ontology annotation, molecular function: calcium-dependent phospholipid binding; calcium ion binding. NCBI's taxonomy places the organism in Eukaryota, Metazoa, Chordata, Cladistia, Polypteriformes, Polypteridae. Gene Ontology annotation, cellular component: nucleoplasm; cytosol; nuclear envelope.
UCUAGACUUGCCUGCAGGUUUUUACGAGAUCAUAAAUUUCAAAAUCAAAACUUCACAGCAUUUGGCACAGAGUAUAUUUUGUAAAAUAUACACACUGAGAAGAAAAGGAUUGGAUUAUUGAUUACGCAGCUGAGGUGCUUGUUUUUGAAGAGAAGUUUCACCCAUCCCAAGCAACGAUGCUGAACUGGUUCAAGGGAGAAGAAGAAGAAGAAGAAGAAGAAGAGUCCCUUCAGGACACAACGCUCAGUUCAAGCAAAAUGCUUCGCAUUUCAGAUGAGCUUUCUGUUGGAGAGCGUUUAGCAGUUGAUGCACGAAAGGCAGUGGCUGCUGAAGCACUAGGACAGCUACUGGGAAAAAAUGUCUCGAAAAAUGAGGUUCCAGUCGUCGCUGUGCUGGGCUCGGGAGGUGGUAUCCGAGCCAUGUUGAGUCUGCUGGGCUCAAUGGAAGGUCUUCAGGAAACUGGACUGUUAGACUGUGUGACGUACAUUUGUGGAGUGUCUGGAUCAACUUGGGCUAUGAGUCAGUUAUAUGAAGAAGUCGAUUGGUCCACAAAAUUACCCACUAAAGAUAUCUCUGAUAAACUUGUGGGAGAGGAUUUUUCUUGGGAAUACGUCAAAGAGUUGAUCUUUGAAAAAGGACAUCUUCGGAAGAGAAUGGUGAAAGCUGCCUCAAAAGAAGUUUUCUCUUUAACAGACAUCUGGGCAGCAACUGUCAGUUAUCUUAUUGGAACAGAAAAUACUUCUACACUUUCAAACCAUCAAGAAUCUGCAAACAAUGGACAAAACCCAUAUCCAGUGUAUGCUGCCAUCGAUAAGGACACCUUUGAUUCAGAAAAGGAACCCCAUCCUCCAGAAACCUGGUUUGAAUUCACUCCCCAUGAAUGUGGCUUUCCGUGUCAUGGAAUAUUUGUUGAAACGAGUGACUUUGGAAGCAAAUUUGAAAACGGGGUUAAGACAGAACAUCAUUCAGAGCCUGAUAUGUGCCUACUGCAAGGUUUGUGGGGAAGCGCAAUGGGAGAUCUCACGUACUUGUGGCACUAUUUAAAAGAAAAAGUAAAGAAUCUUGUACAUAAAUCUCACGAUGAACAUUCUGAAGACGUUUUUUAUCAAAGUGGAGGAUUUUCAUGCUCCUUUCUUCGGACAGUUUGGGAUGAUCUGAAAUUCGUAUACAAGACACAUAAAGCCCUGUCUCACUGGAAGUUUGGAACCACUUUCAAUUAUCUUUACAAGUGUCCUCUCGAAGGUAAAGAUGAGAACAUUAAUAACAUACAUAAUGUGAUAAAGAAGGAAUUUUUGUCCCUUGUGGAUGCUGGUUUGGCUAUAAACUGUGCCUACCCUCUGAUGUUACAAGAAAAACGGAAAGUGGAUGUGAUCAUUUCAUUGGACUACAGUAAUGGGGAUGUUUUUAUGACAUUGAAUCAGGCUAAAGCUUAUGCUGAUGCAUACAAUCUUCCUUUUCCCCCUGUGGACAAAAAAGGCCAAAAACCUCAGGACUGCAAUGUGUACAGCGAUGCCUCAACUCCAACAGUGAUCCACAUGCCCCUGUUCAAUGACAGCAAUAAAAAUGAGUCGACCAUAUCAGACUACGGUACUAGUAAAAUGAGAUACAGUCAAGAAGACAUUGACAGGCUCCUGAAGAUUGCCAAAGAAAACAUUACACGAAAUAAAGGCAAAAUUUUGGAAGAAAUCAGCAAGAAGAUGCAAUCGAAAGAAUGAGAUAAACCACUGUCUAUCUUAAAUAUCCAUCAUUCUCCUUCAAUUAUCAGACAGUAACACAUUUCCUCAUUUUAUUCAGAAUUGGGACCUGUCUGUUUCUAAAGUGGUGUGGUUCAGGGUGUUCAAAUAAUCAGAAACGCAAACAUUGCAUUUUGUUUUAUUUUUGUGCACUUCUGUGUAGCUCUCUGCCUUUAGUCCAUCAGUCUCACACUCUGUUUUAAACAUCCACACUUCUAGGUUUUCUCUGCAUCUUUUUUAUUCAGGUUUUUAUGACAUGGACAAUUCAUUUUCUCCAAUUAGAAAAUGAUUUGAAUGAUAUUUGAGAAUGUCAGAAACAUUUUGUGGUUUAUUACGACAACAAGACUGUCAUCAGCACCCUCAUUAAUUUUAUUUCUGAUUUGGGUUAGUGUUAGGGUUUUACUUCUCAGAGAUGACCAGGAAUGUACGACAUAUGGAUUCAUCAACAAGAUGCUUUAAAAUGUCAGUCCUGUAAAUUUCGAUGGUCAUCCGUGAUUGCAGAUUUUUUAAAUGAAAUUUUACUUCAUUGUUGUCAGCUUUUCUUUGAGAGUUCUGCUGUUGGACUCUUUUGUUUUGUUUUUGUCUUAAGAUUUCUGGUUAGUGAUUCCAUUAAGAGACGACACUUUUUAGUUAAACACUUACCCCCUGGCCAUUAGUAUUUAAUUUUCUCUGCCCCUUAGGAUGACAACUAUAGAUUACUAGCCAUGAGUGAUACUAAUUGUAUUAUUUUUGUAGAUUAUCAAUUUAGCACAAGUUUGAAGUUUGUUAAUAGGUUUUAGGCAAAGAAAGAAAAAGGCUGUAAAAUAAAUUCUAUCCGUGUGCACCUGGAGUUUAAAA